Molecule: messenger RNA, 1233 nt
Organism: Suncus etruscus (white-toothed pygmy shrew)
Lineage: Eukaryota; Metazoa; Chordata; Mammalia; Eulipotyphla; Soricidae
Gene: SLC10A1
Product: solute carrier family 10 member 1
Biological process (GO): bile acid and bile salt transport
Cellular component (GO): membrane
Molecular function (GO): bile acid:sodium symporter activity
Source: RefSeq, a predicted model, not a curated record
GAAGGCAGCAGGCGCCACAGUGGGCUGCGUCCUGGAGGCACAGGAUGGAGGCCUUCAACACGUCUGCACCUCUCAACUUCACCCUGCCACCCAACUUUGGCAAACGGCCCACAGACCUGGCUCUGAGCAUCAUCUUGGUGAUCAUGUUGCUCAUUAUCAUGCUUUCUCUGGGCUGCACCAUGGAGUACAGCAAGAUCAAGGCUCACUUCUGGAAGCCCAAAGGGGUGACCAUCGCACUGGUGGCACAAUAUGGAGUCAUGCCCUUGACAGCCUUUGCCCUGGGCAAGAUCUUCCGGCUGAACAACAUUGAAGCUUUAGCCAUCCUGGUCUGUGGCUGCUCUCCGGGGGGAAACCUGUCCAAUAUCUUCAGUCUGGCUGUGAGAGGGGACAUGAAUCUCAGCAUUGUUAUGACCACCUGCUCGACCUUCUUUGCUCUGGGCAUGAUGCCCCUCCUCCUGUACCUCUACUCCAGGGGGAUCUACGAAGGAGAUAUGAAGGACAAGGUCCCCUAUAAAGGCAUCAUAACAUCACUGGUCCUGGUUCUCAUUCCUUGCACCAUAGGAAUCGUCCUCAACGCCAAACGGCCACAAUAUGUGCGUUAUGUCAUCAAGGUAGGAACAAUCAUCACCAUUGUGCUGAGUGUGGCUGUCAUCGUGCUCUCUGUCCUCAACGUGGGAAACACCAUCAUCUUUAUUAUGACACCACAAUUCCUGGCCAUCUCCGCCAUUAUGCCUUGCACUGGCUUCCUGCUGGGCUACCUUCUCUCUGCUCUCUUCCGCCUCAAUGAGCGGUGCAGGCGCACUGUCAGCAUGGAGACUGGAUUCCAGAACAUUCAACUGUGCUCCACCAUCCUCAACGUGACCUUCCCACCUGAAGUCAUUGGACCACUUUUCUUCUUCCCGCUGCUCUACAUGAUUUUCCAGCUUGCAGAAGGACUUCUCAUCAUUGCCAUAUAUAGGUUCUAUAAGAAAAUCAAGCCUUCCAAGAGUAACAAAAAUAAAACAAAAGUGAUCUAUAAAGCUACCCCAACUGAAGAAGGGAUUCAAGCUCUGGGAAAUGGUUCUCACAUUAAGAAUGCAUAUUGCACAGCCCUGUCUCCCCAAUGGGACUGAUUUCAAGUCAGAAGACAGCCCAAAAAGCCAGCGAAGUAAAAAUCAAAGGACAGAAUGAUGGCAUGAGAAUAAUGUCUAGUGAAGCCCCCGUAUUUCUCUAGAAUUACCAGCAGAAGCCAUC